GUUUGCACAAAGCUCCCCAUUGAAGCGUGCAGCUCAGUAGGACAGGUGGUUGCACUUUGUGGCUCAGGGUCUGGGGCUCCACUCCAUCGACUAUCUCAGGAGGGACCAGAGUAUUAUUUUUUAAUACUAGCUGUGAAAAAUGAAAUGCGAGAUCAGAGCGGGUGGUCCUUCCACCAGUUCUGGAGAGGCUACAAAGGUGCAGUUGUGGAGAGUGGGAAUCUAUUAAUGGGCGAUUGGCUCGGAGAUCUCUGUUGUACAGCAUUCUCACUGUUUGCUUUUUUUUAUACUGUCAUUUAAUCAAGAGACUUUUUUCACUCGGUAAUGUGCUGCUACACAUGUGAGCCCUUCAAUUAUCUGACUUGGUGGGCUUCAAAUGGUAUCUGAAAUUCUGUUAAAAUAAACUGCUGAAAAAAAAUUGUUAUACUUUAAGAUCCUCAACAACAAAUGGCCUGCUUGUUUGACAAGCGAACUGCCAUACAUAUUUACAUUACUUUAAUUCCAAUAGAAAUAAAUGAAUGUAGUUGCCAUGGCAUCAAAAGCCUAUAAGUACCUCCACUGUUUGUUUUCAAACACACUUUCCCUUGAGGAAAGGUAUGUUAAACAUACUGAAACAUUGGGAAGUUGGCUCUUUGUUGAUGAUACAUUCAACACUCAUGGACAGUAUUAACGAACAUGGGUCUGUCGCUGAUAAAUUCAGUUUAGGGAUUCAAAUCAUAAAGGAGCUUAAAAUCAUAAAUAACUUGUUGUUAUUACAGCCUCAUUAUGUACAGUCGUGUUUACAUUAUAAAAAGAAAGUGUAAGUGGAAAUGGCAUGGCCUGUCUUGAUUUUGUUUCUUCUCUCUCACUCUCACAGCUCACCACCACCCUGCCCAAUCCCCAGCAGCUUGUAAUAUCUAGAAGAAAUUGCUAACUGAUGUACAGAAAAAGAAGAGCUUUUAGUGAAACUAGACAUCCAACAGCUGGCUGGGAAUGCUAAAAAGACAACCAGCUUCCAAAAUGUGAAGAAUUUCUCAUUGGCCUCACAUCGUCAGUGGAGCUCCUCCACAGAAGCAUAUUAGCAAAACCACAGAGCAAAGAGGGGAAUGGACGGGAGAGAGAGACCAAAGCAAUAAAAGCAAAACUAGAAAAGCGGACCACAGGACACCUACAGAACGGAGUUAACCCUUUGCAUGUCUGGUUUGAGUCAAGGAUACAUAGUAAAAUAGGAAAAGACAAAAAACCUAAAUACCUAUACAAAUGAACAAAUAAACACAACCUCUUUUCUUUAAUGUUUCUGUAUCUCAAGGGGGCAGUGGAGACAAAUCAACCAAGCAAAGUCUAUAAAGUAUAUUUGAUGCCACUUAAAAAUACAGGAUUUAUUGCUUUUGUAUAUAUAAAUUUAUAUAUUUAUUUUGCACUUGACAUUUAAUGGAAAUAGCAAUAAAACAUUCAAGUGGCUUUUCAGUUGACCCGUAUCUGAAGACAGAUCUCGAACAUCUCUUAGAAUAAUAUUUUUUUCAAGUCGCUUACUUUCUUUCGUCAGUUUAUCAAAGUGUUUUCCUUGAUGCCCUGCCAGCCACUCAGUGCCUAUUUUUGUGGAAACUUGUCCCUUCAAACUUUAAAUAAUAAAAUUUACUGUCUGACUCAUUUUAGCUCAUGUGAAACUUUAGUGCACUGCCCUGAACUUGUAGAAUAGACUGAAAUUCCUGAAAGCGACCUUACAUUAUACAGAAACACAGGAAGUUUUCAAAGUGCUUGACAUUUACUGGAGCUAGCUCAGUCUCCAGCUUUACUGUGAGUGCUACAGAAAAAUAAUCUACCCAAGAGACAUUCUAAUAGAGAGAAGAGACAGGUUUAUGAAAAUGGCAGCUACUGGAUUAAGGAAAAAGAAAUGAAGAAAAAUAUCCGCAGUUGAGGAUACAGUUUUUGAGGGAAUUAAGUGGAACAGAUGUAGCUUUUACUGGACCCACAAGGGAGCAGAUCAUUGUUGAGCAAUAUCUUUGGCCACUUUCCAAGGGAACUGGUACAAAGUGCAGUCUCGGGGUGCUUAGGGGAGGUCUUGUAAUUUCAAAAAGGACAAAGCUUGAUGAUCUGAAAGUAUUGCUUGCAUUUUACUGUUCUGGAUCAGCACAGAUCUUCAACAAGAGGACAGUAAAUACCUGCAAAUAAACCCCCUCUUGAAGGACGUGCCCUAUGAUGUGGAAGCUUGACUCUUUGGAGCAUCAGUCCAGAGCAGAGGGGUCUUCAGAACCUGGUCUCGCAUUAGGUGACAACAUCCAACCGUCUUUGAAUGCAGAGGCCAGCCCUUCUGGGAUUAAUACAGAGAUGAAAAAAACAGGCCAAGUCUUUGCUCAGCCCCAGACAUGGAGCUGGGCUGCGACGGACCAAAAUCAACAGGGAGACGUGAAGGAGGAAAAAAGAGCCCAGCAGCCAGUGAGGCGAGAAAUGAGUUGGGCAGGCCCCGAGCCAGGAGCUGAGCACUGGAACUCAAAGAGCCUCGGCCAAAGGAGGGAGAGGCCUGUCUGCCUUCUCUCAGAGUCGGAGCUGCCUCUGGAAGAGGAAUCGGGAGGAGCAGGCAGCACCCCAGACUGGGAGAGGUCAGGAGAGGAGUGGAGGGUGGUGAAAGUGAAGCCGGUGAUGAUCACCAGCGCCACGCCGCAGGCCAGGAAAACAAAUCUUUCCAGAAGCGCCAGCUUCUCAGAAAAAGAGCUGAAGGAAGCAAGAGACAGGAGUCAGAUAAUAGCUGCCCAGCUGACCACCCCGCCCAACGCCAACUCUAGAGGGGUGCAACUCUUCAACAGGCGCAAGCAGCGGGUGAACGCCUUCACCCUGGUCAGCUUUGGCAAAGGAGCCGGACAGGGGCCUCUUGACAAGGACUCCAAAACAUGUGAGGGAACGUUCACUGAUAAACAGAACCCAGACCCAAGCGGCAGCUGCACACCAAAGUCCCUGAAGUGCAGGUCCGUGUAUCCGAGACACAGGGAUACCGGAGACAAGAUCAUGGAGGAGCAAGUUGAGAACAUCCAUGAAGUGGACAUAGACGACAGUAGUUUAGAAAUUCCUGAGGUGCAGGUUAGGAACGGGCUGGCUGAAGAGCUGAGAUCUGAGGCUGUUGCAGUGUCUUCAGGAGCCCAGGAGCUGAAAGAAGAGCCUCCAAGUGAGGUUUUCAACUAUGAUAGGAAGGAUCAGCCAACCCACGGUCUUCUGGAAGCUGAGGAAAAUGGGCCAAGCUAUUUGGUCAUAACUGGCAAAGUCCAAAACAAAAUUCCAAGUGCAGAGAACAGUGGAGAAAUUUCAGUGUCCCUGAGUAAACAACCGCCCACUAUAGUCAACAGAACAGCAAGGCCGUUUGGGUCCCCUGCCUUGGUAAGCGUGCGAGAGACAAGAAGUCCUGUGUCUCCACCACCAACCUUUUCAACUCCCCCAAAGCCAGCCCUUCCAGCUCCUCAGACACCAUCAUUUCCAAAUCCUCCGCCAGUGUCCCGAGUCAUCUCUCCAUCACCUGCUCCUUAUGUGCCACUGUAUGCGGCAAGCACAGACCGAAGACUAGCCUAUGAGCCACGGUGUAGUAAUGAAGAGAGACAGCAUGUGCCCGUGCAGAAAUCUGGCAUACUGGAAGAAGGCAAGACACGGAGGGCGUCCAGGAAGUCUAUGUUCACGUUUCAAGAGAAGCCCAAGGUCAAUCCAAACCCUGAGUUGCUGUCCCUGGUGCAAGGUGUAGACGAGAAGAAAAAGCACAAACAGCCCGGGGAGCAGACACAAGACGAGGAGCUUCUAGCCCUAGGUGCUGAAGCAUCAAACUUCUUGACUAAAGCAAAUUCAGAGGACUCCAAGGCACCUGAAUGGUCAUCAUGCUUGAAAAGCUCUGGAUCAAGGGUUAUGUCUGAACCCAAGCCAGCUCAGGGGCUGACCAACGUUGCAGGGAAAGGGGCAGAGCUGUUUGCCAAACGGCAGUCCAGAAUGGAAAAGUAUGUGGUAGAAUCCCCACCAGUUAUAAGAGGCUCUCUGAGGUCCCCCUCCCCAACCAUGUCCCUACCUCCUUCUUGGACAUUUGCAUCUAACGUGCCAGGGCGGGUGAGAGCCAUGGCUGACUCUGCUAACAUCACUGCUAAUCCUUCCAGGAACGCCAAACAGCAACCAUCUGGUUCUUUUGCAGAUCAAGAAAGCCCAGUCAUGGAAAACGGAAGCUCCAAGAAAGAGAUGGCCAUUGCAAAGCACCAGCCUUAUCAGAUGAACUCCUCUCUCUUCAUCCUCUCCCCGAGCAAAGACCCCGUGAGAUCCUUACCCAGGGCUGCACCACCUCCCAAACCCACGGUCCUAGACAGAGCCUACACCAGGCAGAGCUCCCUACCUUUCUCCCCUCCUCCUGUAUCCCCACUGUUCGACAGUCCAACACCCUUCAGAGCCACCAAGUGCCUUUCCUCUCAGGUGCCACCAAGCCCAGUCAAUGGACUAGGAACGCAGUUCAGACCGAGCCUCGGAGCUCCUCUGGAGGUGGCUGAGGCUCCUCCAGCCUCCCCAGCUUCAUCUCUGCAGCCGGGCCGUGUCUCCUCACCACGCCCUGGCAUCCAGGCUCCGAGACCCACAUUCUGUGCCAAGAAGGCAGGGAUCGAACCCCAGGCCCGGAAGGAGUCCCUCUCAGUCAGUAGUACCUGGACCCCCCGUCAGUCUAGACCCCCGAGCAGCCCGGACAGAGGUACAGGUGUGUCGAAGGCACAGCCAGCUGCUGAAGUCCCUGUGUCCUCCCCACAGGCCUGCUAUCCAUCGUCAGGCUCGUCUCCUCUCUCCCCUCCAUGGGAUCAGCGGAGCCAGUCCUCCAUCGGCCAGGACAUCAAGGCCAGUCGGCGCAUGCUAGCCAAGAACAUCAUCAACGCUGCCAGGAGGAAGAACACCACGUCACCUGGGGGAUUGGACGGGCGAGGGGCAUCCACGUCUCCUACGAGCGUCUCCUUCUUACACCAUGGACAGCAGCCCCCCAGCCCCUUGUCCUUUCAAGCCAGGACUUUGGUAAACCAGUCUCCAACAUUCUGGAGUCCCCCGGAGACCCCAACCAGGAUGAUCAGGUCGCCCGUACGCUUGUACGCCACCCGGUCGCUGACGGAUUCAGAUGCCUCGGGGGAUUCCGAAGACUCCGGGUUGAGAUCCCCCAGCUCCGGCCUGAAGUCCCCGGGUGCCCGGAGCUACAACACCUGCCCCCGAGGCUGGAAUGGAGGCGUGAGGCUAAAGAGGGACGGCAUCUCUGCAGAGCUGUGAAGAGCUCUAUUGCGACUCCUACAGGACAGGCCUAGAUGUCACUGCUGGGAAGUGCUUUCAUUGGCUGAAACAAAACGGCUUCACUAGGAAGCAUUCCAUUGACCAAAACAAAGAUGGCACCAAUAGAUUGCACUCUGUUGAACUAAAUAAACACAGCAUUCCUGAGGAAAUUUCCAGCGACCAAAGAUAACCGUGUUUUCUCAACAAGUAGAAUUUGUUAGUCCCAGAGUCCUAAAGAUGUAUUGGAAUUUGGAAAUGUGUUACUUUUUCCCCAGCUAUUAUUCCUCUUUGUUUUUGUUUUGUUUUGUUUUGUUUUGUUUUGUCUUUUUAGCCAGUAAAACAGUUUUCACCAGUAGAGGAAAGACACCGAAAGGAUUUAAUUAUAUAAUCCAGGAAGAUAAUGUUGAAAACUUAUCUAUAUGCCCCAAUUUAGCACUUUGCUGAUAAAUCUGGAGCUGAAUGAUUUUGCAAGAGCUAGAAGGACAAAGCUCAAUGCUCACAGAAAUAGAUGGGCUGUCCUAUGAUGCUGGAUAUCGCAGUCAGACAGUCAGUGUCCACUCUGGAAGACACAAGACAGGCUGCAAUCAGUCAGACAUUUGGAUCCUGUUUUUGGAGAACAUAAUUGCACUUUGAUGUUUUGCUCGUUUAUUUUUAGUGGCUCUUUAGACCUCAAAGUGGAGUUAAUGAUAACUGAACUGAAUCACUUACCAAAUGAGACGUGGGAAUUCGGUUGUUUUAAGAAAAAUGCAUAGCCAGUGUUCAGCUGUCGCAAACAACACGUUUGAUCUUAGAGGCUGAAGACGAAGCAAUACUUACCAUGUGACAUUCCUGUAUAUAUUCUGUGUCAAGUGAGAGGGAUUUUUAUAGCAGAUUGAAAGUCUGGAAUCAGGCUGUUUGUAAACUGGAGUCAACCUUAAGUGAAGUGAAUAUUAUAUUAGUGUUUUGAUUAGCAAAAGGUCAGCGAUUAUAAACUAGACCCUCAAAGAGGCAGAGAGGAGGUUGUGAUGUCACAAAGGACUGCUCAAGAAGAGACAGACUAGAGGAGGCUGUGAUGUCACAAAGGACUGCUCAAGAAGAGGCAGAGACUAGAGGAGGCUGUGACGUCACAAAGGACUGCUCAAGAAGAGGCAGAGAUUGGAGGAGAUUGUGAUGUCACAAAGGACUGCUCAAGAAGAGGCAGAGACUAGAGGAGGUGAUGUCACAAAGGACUGCUCAAGAAGUUCACAUGAGUUCUGGUUCAUAUGUUAUGCAGUAGAACUGCUUUUAUACACAGCAGAUCUUGUUGAGAAAUAGUUUCAAUAGACCAACUCAAUGUCAGGUUUGGAUGGUAUCAUUUAACUACGGUCUGGAUAGGAUAACAAUAAAACCAGGCAGUUAUCGACAGGCAGUUGCCUUAACAUCAGACAUUACACAUAUAUAUAUUUUUAUCUACAUAAAUGUAUCAUGAUUCUAACCAUUAUUAUUCACUUUAGCUUCUGCAAACACAUUUCAUUUCAGUUUUACAAAAUAGAUAUUUGAAAUUGCAAUGUUCCUGAAACAAAAGACCUACAUUACAAAAUGACAUUUCUAAUUUUAAAAUACUGUUUUUGUUUGUCCUUAAACAUGUAUUUGUUUAAUAUUUGCAACAAGUCCCUUUCUCUGGACCUUAUUAGAAGCUUAAUUGGUCCAACAACAAAAACCAAGAGGGACACCGGCCCUCCAUGACCUGAAUUGUGCACCACUGAUUUAGAGUCAUUUAGGCCAAUAAAGGGAUAUUGCAAUUAUCAUAAAAUACAGUAAAAGUAUAAAAUAUAUAGUAUGUGUAUUCUCGCUUGCUGGUAUCAGAUAAUGUAUACAUUUCUUAGUUAUUAGGUUCAACAUGACAAAGGGUUCUGUCAGAAUAUGACAUCAUCACAGUGCUCUGCAACUCCUGUACCCUGUAUCCUGUGAGCUCCUGAAUCUGCAGAGACUCAUGUGUAACAUGUCAUUUUACAUGUAUUAAUGGGAUUAUAUUAAACAGUGUGCCAAGUAUCAGCACUUCAAACUUA
Molecule: messenger RNA, 7259 nt
Organism: Acipenser ruthenus (sterlet)
Lineage: Eukaryota; Metazoa; Chordata; Actinopteri; Acipenseriformes; Acipenseridae
Product: synaptopodin 2-like protein
Exons: 4
Coding region: 2173-5232 (1019 amino acids)
Biological process (GO): positive regulation of actin filament bundle assembly
Cellular component (GO): nucleus; Z disc; actin cytoskeleton
Molecular function (GO): actin binding
Source: RefSeq, a predicted model, not a curated record